Pipra filicauda (Wire-tailed manakin) is the source of this 1876-nucleotide messenger RNA. RefSeq names its product GDNF family receptor alpha 3 (gene GFRA3). The coding region runs from base 121 to 1395 and encodes 424 amino acids. The record is from RefSeq and is a predicted model, not a curated record. Gene Ontology annotation, cellular component: external side of plasma membrane; signaling receptor complex. Gene Ontology annotation, biological process: nervous system development. Gene Ontology annotation, molecular function: signaling receptor activity. NCBI's taxonomy places the organism in Eukaryota, Metazoa, Chordata, Aves, Passeriformes, Pipridae. The transcript has 8 exons.
GGCCGGGCCGGGGGCGGUACUCGCCGCCCGCACCUCGACGGAGCGGGCCGGGCCCGGCAGAGCCGAGGCGGGGCCGGGGGUGAGCGGCGGCCCCGGCGCUCGGAGACACCGACGGCGGGCAUGGGGCCGGCGCUGCUGCUGGGGCUGCUCCUCUCCAGAGCCGGAGACCUCCUGGCUCUGCCCAGGAGUGACUGUGUCGUGGCAGAGCGGCUGUGCCUCUCGGACUCCACCUGCAAUGCCACGUACAGGAUCCUGGAAAACUGUGCCCUGGCCAAGACUCGCCUCCUUCCACUGGAUCACGAUAGCAGGGUCAGAUGUCUGAAUGCAGAGCUGGACCUUGGGAACAGCUCUUUGCUGCACUGCAAGUGUCACCGGCGCAUGAAGAGACAGGAGCACUGCUUACGUGUCUUCUGGACCGUUCACUCCAGCAUGACAGAUGGUUAUUUCCAUUUGGAGACCUCUCCCUAUGAGAACCCAGCAAAUGAAGAACACUGGAAGACAGAUUAUAAUAAACUGGCAGCUCUGGUAUCAGGCUCACAGUUAGCGGGAGAUGCAACAAACCCGUGCCUGAAAGAAAGUCAUGUCUGUAAUCUGAGCAAGAAGUGUGUUCGCCUGCGCACAGACUACGCCUCCAUCUGCACCAGGGCGGCGGGGAGUGAGGACGUGUGUGACCGGCGCAAGUGCCUCAGGGGGCUGAGGAAUUUCUUUGAGAAAGUCCCUGAGGAUUUCACCAAGAGGAUCCUCUUCUGUCCGUGUCAGGAUGAAUUUUGUGGAGAAAGACGCCGGAAAACUAUUGUUCCUGAUUGUUCCUUCCAGUCUAACACCAAACCCAGUUGCCUCUGGCUGCUGGACUUAUGCUUAGAGGACCCUUUCUGCAAAUCCCGACUGGCUGACUUCCAACAAAACUGUCAACCUGCAGACACGUCUCCAGAUGGCUGCUCUCUGCACAACCAUGCUGCAUGCCUGCAGGCUUACAUGGGGAUGAUUGGCACACCCAUGACACCCAACUAUGUCAGUAACUCCAGUGUGGAGGUCUCCUUGUGGUGUACCUGUGAGAGCAGCGGCAACCAGAAGGAGAAGUGUGACCAGAUACUCGGCAUGUUUGAGAGCAACAAAUGCCUUGAAAAUGCCAUUUGGUCUCAAAUGCACCUGAAGCAGACAGCUCUAGAAAGACAGGAAGACUUACCUCAUUCAUCUUCCCUAAGCUUCCAAGGAGACAGUGCCAGCACAUCUCUUGCUUCAGAAAUGUCCCAGGUGGCUGAAGGGAAGAUGCAGCAAGACAGCUCUGAACACAGCAGCAUGCCUUUGGCCUCCUCUGAGCAUUCUGGAGCUGCUACUUCUUGGCCUUCUCUGGCUCUGUUCCUGCCCCUGUUGCUGAACAUUAACUUGGCAUAAAUGGAAUCUUUCCUUCCCAUAUUAUUAAUCUUAUUCCAUAUCCAGGCACGUCCCACUACAGAUUUACCUUUGGGAAACAGAAGGCUUUCAGACAAGAGGAAUGGAACAGCCUUACCCCAGAAUAGCAGUCUCUGGAAACCUCCCAACGUACUUGCCCCCCACUUUCCCCGCGUCAGUUCGCACUGAGCUCUGCAGAUGUGGUUCUCACCAUUGCUUCUGCCAUGUAUGCAUUGUGAGUAACAGCCAGGCUCAUGUUCCAGCUCAGCAGUUUAAAACAAAGGUCUGAGUUCUGUCAGAACUUGUGCAGGGUUUGGUUUCUGACUGCAGGGAUGACCUGACACAGGAUGUCCGCCCACCCCACCUUCUGGAGCUCUUCCUCGGGCCUGCAGUCACUGAAUGGUUUCUGUUGGAAGGGACCUUAAAGACGAUCUUGUUCCACCCCUGCCAUGGGCAGGGACACCUUCCACUAGACCAGGUUGCU